Molecule: messenger RNA, 2790 nt
Organism: Cladophialophora carrionii CBS 160.54
Lineage: Eukaryota; Fungi; Ascomycota; Eurotiomycetes; Chaetothyriales; Herpotrichiellaceae
Exons: 2
Coding region: 1-2790 (929 amino acids)
Biological process (GO): telomere maintenance via telomere lengthening
Molecular function (GO): double-stranded telomeric DNA binding
Source: RefSeq, a predicted model, not a curated record
AUGGCACCUCCAAGCCGACUACGGUCCACCAGCAGGAAGAACACACCUCUUUCUCCUCCGAAGGCUCCGUCGCCCGUGGUUGCUGCAGACGCGUCAGUUCAAAAUAGACGGAGAACGCGAUCAGCAAGUCACGAUAUCACCGCAGCACAACGAGACUUGCAGAACGUCACGACCGUCCUUCCGGCCGUCAACGAGGGUUCAGAGGAAGUGGCACCAGCCCAAUCCCGUAAUGUAUGUGAUGGCUUUUCUUCGCAUGGUGCAAGUUCCGGAAGCUCGUCCCUGCAGGAAGUCCUGGAUGCACUGGACCGGGAUACGAUCAUCGACAAUCUCUCCGGGUUGUACCAUGACUCAACCAGCCUGAUGUCGUUGCUUGGGAUUGCCAGUGAUGAACAGCUACGCGAGAUGUGCGAGACUUCUGUGCAACCAGCCCCUCGACUCCACAAACGCUUCCACGCCCAGUCGAAACGCUUUUUGCUGACACGAGAGAAUUAUGGUACGACUCACGAUGGGGCGGACUUCGACUUUAUCCAGCCAGACCUGAUUCUUCGAAAAAUUUUGGGCAUGGGCGAAACCGAUGCAAUCCCCAACGGCGCUUGGCGACCGGAUGCUGUCCUCUACCUUGCAAAUCUCGCAUUACAAAUUGUCAACGUAUUAAAUCCAUCUGUUGAAGUGCGGCGCUCCUACCUUGAGGAUAUGUUCUUCAACUUUCCGCAACAGUUCGUAGAUCUCCAGUACUUUCAACCUAGUCCCGAAACUUACCACGGUAUGUGCGACUUGUUGGUGGAAAUGCACACGCAAGUCUACCUCCAGAUGCUCGAACUCGAACAAGGCCACAUUGCAUUUGAUCCAGAGACAAGCCUGACUGCGGUCUUUUUCGACGAAGCUGGCCAGGUGAAAGGCUCUACCCACCAACCCAGCAGACUGAAGGCCCUGGACCGAUGCGAGUUUAUAAGAGCAUACUUCCUUGGGGAUCCACCCGACAGCGUCGAUUUCGCCGGCCUCAAGGAUCAUUUCCCUUGGUCAGAUUUCGCCGUCAAGGCCGUCAGAUGGACUCUGGCUGUUGGGAAGGAGCUGGAAGAAUUUGUCGAUGCGAGAGGUGGCAUAGAAAAGCUCGUCGACCUUCUCGACGCUGGGGAUUUCGCUGUCGAUCAACUUCAGGUUGACCAGGAGCAAACCAUGGAGGAUAAUGAAACCGAACGGAACCCCGAGGAUCGAGGUGGGCACGGCGAUCUGGCGCAAAUUGAUGCUCGGGAAGAUGCAGGCGCUACGACUGGGCAGGUGAACAGCCAGAAACUCAACAACCAAGGAAAUGGCCUCGAGGCCGAGGCUUUGGAGACUGCCGGCACCAGGCCGACGGGCGCCGCACAGAUCCCAGUGGGUGAAACGUCAGCAGGAGAGUCUCUCAAGUCUAACAUGGAAAGACUGAAAGCUCUCAAAGCCCUGUAUGCGCCUCAAGUAUCCGACGAGGACGCAGAUGCGGACACGCGGAGUGACUCCAAUUCCGACCCUGAGGUCCUUCGUUCGCCGACACCGACGAUUCCUGAUGACUACCGGGUUGCGGGUAUAGGCGAGGAGGAGCUUCCCACCGCAGAAGAAGGUGCCAAUCGAAUACAAGAUGAUGCCCAAGAUGAUGCCCAAGAUGAUGGAGCCGAUGAAGAAAUACUCCCAACGCAGCAGACGAAAGAAUUAUUGGAAACCCUCCAUCGACAAAGGCAGCAGAGCAACAAGGAAAAUGUGCAUGGGACGGUGAAGAAGGCAUCCUUCCUCGAUCGACAAGAAGGUGCAGAGAGACUCGAGUGGGAUGAUGAAUUCCCUGAUGAUGGAGAAAUCUACCCACCAAGGCGGCCAUCGCCAAAGCGUACAAUCCAUCAGGUUGAGUCGGAAUCCGGCGAAGACGAUGAAUUUGAGACGGACACAAGAAAUACGAAGAAACCCCGGAUGGUUGUGGAGAAGAGCCCGGCGGUGUCUUCAACCCGGCCAGGACCCCAAGACGCAGAGGAUGAUGAAGAGGAACAGGAGAGUAACCAUAGGAAGCAAGCGCAACCUUUGCUCUCUCUCCCACGCGAUGGACAUCCAAGGCCUGCACGUAGAGAACGUAUGGCAUCGCCAGAACCGUCCCGAACGACAGUCUUAUCCUCAUCACAGCCGGAACGGUCAAGCAACCACGGACCCUCUUCCAGUCGAGCGCCUCUUCGAACAAUCCGUUCAGGAAGCCGAGACCUGCCAUCUUCGAGCGCACCAGCUCGAUCUGAUGGAAGAACAAGUCGUGUUUCGUCAGAUGCGCCAUCUCGAGACCUUGCACCGUCGAGCCAAGGACAGGCCACUUCCCGUCUCCCUUCUGCAUCACAGAUACCCCCCAGCACGGAAGCCCGACAAGUCAAUCAACUAGCAAAAGACAUGGUACGAAUGGCACGCGAACUGCAGCAGAACAGACGGCCGGCGCAGAUACGCAGAGCUUAUAGCCCCGAGGAAGUUGACCGCUUGCUGGACAUGAUUGCCCUUUACGGCACCAAGUGGGCGAGGAUUCUCCGAGAAGACAGUGUCCACCCGGAUGGGCCAGUGUUGCAGGGGAGAAGCCAAGUGCAGCUGAAGGACAAGGCCCGGAAUAUCAAGUUGGACAUGCUGAAGGCAGGAGUUCCCCUACCGGACGGUUUCGAAUCCGUCAGCGUCGGCAACAAGAAGAUCGAGGAGCUAAGACUGCUCGGCAUCGAUUACUUCGAAGGCACAGACGCUGCGCGGUACACUGGACGCGGAGAAAGCUAUGACGACGACGACGAUCUCGACGAUUGA